Molecule: messenger RNA, 1571 nt
Organism: Phialemonium atrogriseum
Lineage: Eukaryota; Fungi; Ascomycota; Sordariomycetes; Cephalothecales; Cephalothecaceae
Product: DUF124 domain-containing protein
Exons: 7
Coding region: 147-1325 (392 amino acids)
Source: RefSeq, a predicted model, not a curated record
UCGUCUAAGUAUUGUUUGGACUUGGCUCCCAACGGCCUGAUUGAUCUUAACCGGGGCAACGCCAAGCUCCGUAGAUUGAACCACCUAAGGUCAAGUGGAAAGGUUAAGAAUAGGAGAGGAUUCUUUCUAGUAUUGCCAGAUUGAAGAUGUCGCAAUACUAUCCUCCUCCGCCAGGCAGUCAGAGCCAAGCGAGGACCUACGCUCCCCCGCCCCAGUCCCCUCCUGCGACCCAGACCAAGUUCUCCUAUCCAACACCGCCGGCGGCAGCUCAGCAGAAGAGCUAUCCUCCUCCGCCCGGCGCGGCUGGCACACCACCUCCCAAGACCACGGCACCGCUCUCUUACCCUCCUCCACCUCAACAACAGCAGCAGCAGCAGCAGCAGCAGCAGCAACGACAAUUCUCACCUCCCCCGCACCAAGCGAGCCUGCCACUACACCUACGAACGCCGUCGGUGGUGUCACAGGUGUCGUCGCAGCACUCCGAGCACCAGCAAUUCGCCCCUCCGCCCACGUACGCUGACGACGAUUCGCCCACCGACGAGUACCCGCCCGAGAAGCCAGAGGUCCUCGACACCAGCAACCCCGCCAACCUCGACGCCGGCGCCCCGCCGGCCGGCCACUUCGUCGGCGCGAGCGUGACCGUGGACGAUGUCGGCACCUUCAACGGCGGGAGCUACCGGAUCAGCCACCGGGACUGUAACACCAUCCUGACGAUCCAGCUCGCGGUGGGCUGCCCGCUGGAGGCGAAACCAGGCGUCAUGAUCGCCAUGUCCCCGACCAUCACCCUCCGGGGCGCGCUCAAGUUCUCGAUGAAGAAGCUCGUGGCGGGCGCGCAGAUGUCGACGUCGACCUACACGGGGCCCGGCGAGCUGCUGCUGGCGCCCGCGAUGCUGGGCGACAUCACGAGCCUCCGGCUGACGGGCAACGACCUGUGGUCCGUCGGGCAGGACGGCUUCCUCGCCUGCACGUCGGGCGUCACCAAGGAGUACAAGCGCCAGGGCAUCGGCAAGGCCAUGUUCAGCGGCGAGGGCCUCUACGUCUACAAGAUGGGCGGCGUCGGCCUGCUGUGGCUGACCAGCUUCGGCGCCAUCAUCCGGAAAGAUCUAGCCGACGGCGAGAAGUACAUCGUCGACAACGGCCAUCUGGUCGCGUGGAACACAAAGUACAUACUCGAGCGCGUGGCCUCGGGCGGCCUCAUCUCAGGCAUAUCAUCUGCCGAGGGCCUGGUCUGCAAGUUCACGGGGCCGGGGACUGUCUUUAUCCAGACGAGGAAUGCGAGAGCAUUCGGAGCCUUCAUGGCCGGGGCUACGAUGGGUAUAGCGUGAGAGAAGAAAAAUAACAGUCGGCAGACAAAGGGGGUAACGGAGACAGGAGGAGGCCGGGGCGGGGCGUGGCGUGGCGGAUGGUCCUGGGCUUUCACGAAGUUAUGUUUGGUCCUAUUUGUUAUCUUUCAUCUUUUUCUCUCUGGAAGGCCGGUGAAGCGCGCGUUUUGGUGGGAAACAACCUGCUAUUUUUGGAUAUUUGAAUCUUGUCACCACUUGAGUAAGACGGGCAGCUUACAUUUUCCCGCU